AUGCCGAGGUUCAGCGUCAAAUAGAUGCUCGCAGUCUUGUUGAUGCUGCUGGUCUUCGGCGCCUUCUUCUUCUGCGAGUAUCUCAUUUACUGCCCCACCAUCGUCCAGUGCGCCUGGCUCCGGAUAGAGCAUGCGUGCGACGGGGAGGACUCGCCGCCAGUCCGCGCCAUGGUGCUGUCGGACACGCACCUCCUGGGAGCCGUGGGGGGGCACUGGUUCGACAAGCUGAGGAGGGAAUGGCAGAUGGAGAGAGCCUUCCAGACCGCCUUGUGGCUCCUCAGGCCCGAGGUGGUCUUCAUUCUGGGGGACAUCUUUGACGAGGGCAAGUGGAGCUCCCAGAAGCACUGGGAGGAUGACGUGCGUCGCUUCCACAGGAUAUUCAGACACUCCAGCGACACAGAGCUCAUCCCGAAACCCCCGAUCAUGUUACAGCACUACCCGCUGUACAGAGUGAGCGACGCAGGCUGCACAGGCACAGACGCAGCGCCGCCUAGAGAACGACAACUUCUGAUCAGAGAGAAGUACGAUGUGCUGUCAAAGGAAGCCUCCCAGAAGUUGCUGCAGUGGUUUAAGCCCCGCCUCAUCCUGAGUGGCCACACCCACAGCGGAUGUGAGGUUCUCCAUGACAACAAGUACCCAGAAAUCAGCGCGCCGUCCUUCAGCUGGAGGAACCGCAACAAUCCCAGCUUGAUCCUGGCGUCAGUGUCCCCAGGGAGUUACGCUCUGUCCAAGUGUUUCUUACCGGAGGAGAGUACGGUGAUCGGGGUGUAUUGCUGCUUGGUGCUGCUCGUCCUGGCUCACUGUUUAUGGAUGAAAGGCCUGCUGCAGCGCCUCAGCCUGUGCCUGCUGGGGAAGCACAAGUCGCUGUGAAACUACACUACCCAGCAGCCACCGCGACCACCUGGAAGCGGAACAGAGCGAAGAGAAGGACUUGGGAUUCGUUCGAACAUGCUAAGAAACUCUUGGUUUGUGUGAAAGACGCAAAUUUAUAUUUUAGUCUAAAAUCGUGUUUUAAAGGACUUAAAAGUUGUGACAUUUAUGACGUGAUUGUUGCCUGUGUCGCACAAACUGAUUUUAAUGAGUUUGUCUUAUCUUCCGCUAUAGCCCUCAAAAGGCGGUGCUUGUUAUAAUGGUUCAGGUAAAAAAAAAAAAAAAGCUGGGAGUUUCCGGUGAACCAAACGAGCCACCACACUUCCCAGCGCUUUGCCUUGUUUUUGGCAUCCUGAGACAAACUUUAUUAUUAUGAUUGAUGUGAAUCAUUAUUGUUGUUGAGUCAUGUGUGUCCACUGUGAACAUGAAUCACAUUUUGUUAAGGGAUUCCUCUUUUAUGACACACAUCUGAGGUAGCUCACUUUAUGUGCCAAAUGUUUGUGCAAUAUUUUUUGGGGCCAAAUUGUUGACAUUGAACUGUGCAUAUUAAAUCACCAUCUCUAGACCGAGUUGGAGUUUUGUGCAGCACAUAAUCAGAUUAAAGCCAUCGAAGUUGCAAUAUUAGCUCUGUAUCCAUAUUGGUUUUCAGCAAGUAUUCUUUAUUUGUUUAUGAAACUCUCCAAUCUGUUAUUGAACAGUUUUUCAAUUAUUUUAGAAAAUUGUGAAAGUAAAUAAACUGGUCUAUAAUUUGUAAA
This is a messenger RNA of Nerophis lumbriciformis (worm pipefish), 1625 nucleotides long. The record is from RefSeq and is a predicted model, not a curated record. Lineage: Eukaryota; Metazoa; Chordata; Actinopteri; Syngnathiformes; Syngnathidae.